GGUGGACAGAGCCCCCUAAAGGUGGAGAUGAGUUGGACCACACACCAAGCAGUCCAACUAAGAAAACAUUUGAACACAAACCUACCCGGCAGUUCUUUAUCAAGUGGGCAGAUAUGAGUUACUGGCAUUGUAGUUGGAUCACAGAACUCCAGUUGGACGUUUACCAUCCUGCAAUGUAUCGCAACUACAUUAGAAAGAAUGACAUGGACGAACCACCACCUAUAGAUGAUGGAAGCUCAUAUGGCAAGCGGAAAUCAAAAACAGAGGAUCCUCAUAAUUUAGAAGAGAGAUUUUAUAUUUAUGGUGUACGGCCAGAAUGGUUGAAUAUUCAUCGUAUCAUUAAUCAUAAAUCAUCGAGGAAUGGGACAACUUAUUAUCUGAUAAAGUGGCGCGAUUUGCCUUAUUUGGAGGCCACGUGGGAACCUGAAGAUGAAGAAUUACUGGACAUGCCUGUUGCAAUAGAGUCCUAUUUAGCUCUCAGGAGCCAGAUGGGAGCAGUGGAUGAUGUGGAAGUGCCCACAAAGAAGAAGGGCAAGAAAGGCAAGAAGAAGAAGGCCAAGGUUGUAGUGGAGGAGGAGACUGACACUGAUGCUACACCUGGCAGUAAAGACCCUGUUCCUGGACUUAUACCACAGCAGGAUCUCUCACAUCUGAAGAAACAUUGGCAGUAUGAGAAACAACCUCCUUAUAUAGAUGACACUGGCUGUACUCUGCAUCCGUACCAGCUGGAAGGACUCAACUGGCUCAGAUACUCAUACUCCCAUGGCAUUGACACUAUACUCGCAGAUGAGAUGGGUCUUGGAAAAACUAUUCAGACCAUUACUUUCUUGUACACGCUUUAUAAGGAGGGAUAUUCCAAGGGUCCAUUUCUGAUAAGUGCCCCUCUAUCUACUAUAAUAAACUGGGAGAGAGAGUUUGAGCUAUGGGCCCCUGAUAUGUAUGUGAUCACAUAUGUGGGGGACAAGGACAGCAGAUCUGUCAUAAGGGAACAUGAAUUCUCAUUGGAUGACAAUGCUAUCAGAGGAGGUACAAAGGCGUGUAAGAUGCGGCAGGGUUGUCAAGUUAAGUUCCAUGUACUUUUGACAUCAUAUGAGUUGAUCAGCAUUGACCAAGCUACACUGGGCUCUGUCAACUGGCAGGUUCUUGUAGUCGAUGAGGCCCAUAGGCUGAAGAACAACCAAUCAAAGUUUUUCCGAGUGCUGAAUCAGUACAGACUGGCCUACAAACUGCUUUUGACUGGUACACCUCUACAGAAUAACUUGGAGGAGCUCUUCCAUUUACUUAACUUCCUCACCCCUGAUAAGUUUAAUGACAUGCACCACUUCCUUCAAGAGUUCAACAACAUUGGCAAAGAGGAGCAGGUGAAGAGGCUCCAUGACCUGCUGGGACCUCACUUGCUGAGGAGACUCAAGGCAGAUGUACUCAAGGGCAUGCCUGGGAAGAGUGAAUUCAUUGUACGAGUGGAGCUAUCCCCAAUGCAAAAGAAAUACUACAAGUAUAUUCUAACUCGUAAUUUUGAGGCUCUCAACCACAAUGGAGGAAAUCAGGUGUCAUUGUUGAACAUCAUGAUGGAUCUGAAGAAGUGCUGUAAUCACCCAUACCUUUUCCCUACUGCUUCAGAUGAGGCACCCAAAUUGCCCAAUGGCAUGUACGAGACCAAGGCAUUGAUCAAGUCCAGUGGCAAACUAGAGCUGCUUGCUGCAAUGUGCAAGAAACUCAAAGCAGAAGGUCAUAGGUUGCUUGUCUUCUCACAGAUGACCAAGGUUUUGGAUAUCUUGGAGGAUUUCUUUGAGGGUGAAGGCUACAAGUAUGAGCGUAUAGAUGGCGGUAUAACAGGAUCAAUGAGGCAGGAUGCCAUUGAUAGAUUCAAUGCCCCUGGAGCGCCACAGUUUGCCUUUCUGCUGUCAACAAGGGCUGGAGGUCUUGGGAUAAACCUCGCUACAGCAGACACUGUUGUAAUCUAUGACUCUGAUUGGAAUCCACAUAAUGACAUUCAGGCAUUUAGUAGGGCUCAUCGCAUUGGUCAGUCCAACCGGGUCAUGAUUUACCGAUUUGUGACAAGAAAUAGUGUGGAGGAACGAAUCACCCAGGUUGCAAAAAAGAAAAUGAUGUUGACGCAUUUAGUGGUACGGCCAGGAAUGGGCAGCAAGGGGGCAGCUAUGUCUAAGCAAGAGCUUGAUGAUAUCUUAAAGUUUGGAACAGAGGAGCUCUUCAAAGAUGAGUUAGUACCAGAUGAAAAUAAAGAGGCAAAUAAAGAGAAAAGUGAAGACCAGAAAGAUACUUGGGACAAAGAAAAAGAAAUGAAAGACCUUGAGGCUGAUACAAAUCGUAUUGUCUAUGACGAAUCUGCAAUUUCACGACUUUUGGAUCGCUCCCAAGAUGCGCAGGAGGAGAAGGAGGCAGCGAUGAAUGAAUAUUUCUCAUCAUUUAAAGUUGCCCAAUAUGCAAUGCAAGAGGAAGAUGAAGAAGAUGAGCCAGAAAAAGAGGUGCUCAAACAGGAAGUGGAGCAUGCUGACCCUGCAUACUGGGAGAAACUUCUCCGUCACCAUUAUGAGCAGCAACUUGAGGUCACACGAGGGGCUCUUGGGAAAGGCAAGAGGGUUCGGAAACAGGUGAACUACAAUGACGCGGUAGGUGGCGGUGGAAACAACUGGGAUAACGACAUGUCUGACUUUGACUCAGAUUUCAGUGACAAGGGCACGGAAGAUGACGAUUUUGAUGAAAAACAAGAUGAGUCUAUUGGUGGACGCAGACGGCGUAAAAAUCAAAUGGCAGAAAAGGAUCGUCCUCUUCCGCCUUUGCUUGCCAGAGUGAAUGGUCAAAUAGAGGUACUUGGAUUCAAUGCUCGGCAACGCAAGGCUUUCCUCAAUGCAGUAAUGAGGUAUGGCAUGCCACCUCAGGACGCAUUCAACUCACAAUGGCUGGUACGAGAUCUUCGAGGGAAGUCUGAAAAAGUGUUCAAGGCUUAUGUGUCUCUCUUCAUGCGCCAUCUGUGUGAGCCUGGUGCAGAUAAUUCAGAGACAUUCGCUGAUGGCGUCCCAAGAGAAGGUCUAUCAAGACAACAUGUUCUCACAAGAGUGGGAAUCAUGUCUCUAGUCAGAAAAAAAGUGCAAGAGUUUGAGGCAAUCAAUGGCAGCCACAGCAUGCCAUACCUGACCGCAACUGAGGCAGUAGAGAGAGUGAAGACAUCUGGCGCCACUGGGGGCAAGAAGAGUAAGCCAGGCUCAGCAACACCAUCUGCUGUGCCCUCUCCAGCUCCUGCGACACCCAAGCAAGAGGAGAAAGAGGACCCCAAGGAGACUGGUGAGAAGGCUGAAGAAGUGAAGAAUGAACCUGCAGAAGGAGACGUUGAAAUGAAAGAUGAUUCCAAGAAAGAGGAGGAACAGGCAGAAAACGAAGAAAAAGAUUCCAACAAACAAGAAGAGGAGAAUGUUAAAGAUGGUGACAAGUCUGAGGCGAAACCUGAUGACACUUCAGAGGAAAAGCCUAAAGAUGAACCAAUGGAAACUAAUGAAGAUGAGAAGAAAGAAGAGAGUAAAGGUGAAGAAAAGGAGUCCACUGCACCAAAGGCAGAAGCUGUACCUGAGACAGAUGAUAACAAAGAUAACAAAGACAGUAAAGAAGAAAUUAAGAAAGAAGAAAUUAAAGAAGAAGUCAGUAAAGAAGAAGACUCCAAGAAAGAAGGCGAUAAGAAGGACCUGUCGGAUGUCAAAAAGGAAGAAGUUAAACAGAAAUUCAUGUUUAACAUCGCAGAUGGUGGUUUUACUGAAUUGCACACCCUCUGGCAAAAUGAACAGCGUGCGCUCACUCCAGGUUACGAACAUGAGGUGUGGCAUAGACGUCAUGAUUAUUGGCUGCUGUCAGGAAUAAUACAACACGGCUAUGGUCGAUGGCAGGACAUCCAGAAUGACCUGAGAUUCGCGAUUAUUAAUGAGCCGUUUAAAAAUGAACAGGGCAAAGGAAAUUUCCUGGAAAUCAAGAACAAGUUUCUUGCCAGGAGAUUUAAGUUACUUGAACAAGCCUUGGUGAUUGAAGAACAACUUCGAAGAGCUGCUUACCUGAACAUUGCACAGGACCCUCACCAUCCUGCUAUGGCUCUGAAUGCCCGCUUUGCAGAGCUUGAGUGUCUUGCAGAGUCUCAUCAGCACCUAUCAAAGGAAUCUCUUGCAGGCAAUAAACCAGCGAAUGCAGUCUUACAUAAAGUUUUGAAUCAGCUGGAAGAACUUCUUAGUGAUAUGAAGCAGGAUGUUAGUCGUCUCCCGGCAACCCUGGCUCGCAUCCCACCAGUGGCGCAACGUUUACAGAUGUCCGAACGCAGCAUUCUCAGCCGACUUGCUGCCCCAUCCACUGCCGGCCCAGCUCAAAGUGGAAGUCAGCCCAAUAUAAGUAAUAUAGGAAAUGUUGCCCCAAAUUUUGUGAGCAAGUCAGCCGCCAGUUCUCCUGGACCCCGAGGUGCUCCCACCCCUCCAGUUCCCGUACCUGGGAUGUCUAGUGGCAGGUCUAGUGCAAGGGCAUCCCCACAACCACCCCCUGUAAAACAGCAAGAACCACCAGCUUUAUCAGCUUCGACAUCUGCAGCUGAAGAUUUGUCCAAGAAACCUACAUCUGUAGCUGAAGAUUUGUCUAAGAAACCCACAGCUGCUGCUGAAGAUUUAUCGAGGAAAUCUACAGCUGAAGAUCUCUCUCGAAAACCUACAACUACAAUAUCUGCAUGUACAGCUGCAGAUCAGCCUAUGAACUUAACAAAUGGAAGCUCUGAUAUUAAAUAGCCUUGGGAUAUAUGACCCAGACUUGUAUAUAGCACCAGAAAACAUAGAACAACAUACGUGAAAAUUGACUGGAAUUCAUUUUAAAGUUCACACAUAGAAUGAAAUGGAAUUUUAUUUUAGGGAUAACUUGAGCCUUGAAGUGUUUAAUUUUACAAUGGAAUGUUUUCAGAAUUCUUGUUCUGGUUACUAGGUUAAAAAAGAUUAUUACAAUGUUGCCAUUGGAUUUAAUUUUAGUAUUGUUUCAGUUAAUGAUGGGGUUUACAGGGUGUGGCAUAAACUUGGUUUACGCUUUGGCACUCCUCCCCGCUAUUUGUCUCCAAAUAAGUGUCUUGUAAAAGGACGAUUCUCGGUUUGGAGA
Owenia fusiformis is the source of this 5127-nucleotide messenger RNA. Lineage: Eukaryota; Metazoa; Annelida; Polychaeta; Sabellida; Oweniidae. The record is from the annotation of a GenBank genome assembly.